AUGCAGUACCACGGACAGUGCCUCGUUGACACAGCAGCCACCGGCAGACUCCUCUACGCCAGUGUCGCGCUGAGUUUCUGGGCCGGAGUCGAUUCCCAGACCGGAGAGAUUAUUGACCGCCAUCAUCCUCUGCAUGGACAAUCGGUCAACGGUCGCAUAUUGGCCAUUCCGUCAAGCAGAGGGUCAUGUACAGGCAGCAUGGUGCUGAUAGAGCUCCUGUUGAAUAAAUGUGCCCCCGCCGGCCUCAUCUUCCAGGAGCCGGAGCAGAUCAUCACACUAGGCGUCAUCGUGGCCAAGACACUCCUCGACCUCUCGAUUCCAGUACUUGUCCUCGGACCAAAGGAUUUCCAAUCGCUAAGAGAACACAAAUACGCUGCAAUUACUGGGCCGAUCCUUCAAACAGGAGAGAGCCCUCUGCUGCCACCCACCUACGAAGCACCUACAUCGCCCCCAUCAAAGACCCUGCACCUGUCGGAAACCGACCAGGCAAUCCUCCAUGGCGCCCAUGGUGCGGCCGCGCAAAAGGCGAUGGAGAUUCUCCUGAGCUUCGCACAUAUCCAAGGCGCAACGAGGCUCAUCGACAUCGCCCGCGCACACAUCGACGCCUGCAUCUACACCGGCCCCGCCAGUCUGCGUAUUCCGCAAACCUUUCUGUCUCUGGGUGCUCGCGUUGCCAUUCCGACCACGCUGAAUGCGAUCUCGAUUGACCGUCGACGCUGGAAGGAAAUCGGCUUCAAAGAAGAACUGGCAGUUCCCGCCGACCAACUAGUGGAGACCUACCUGGCCAUGGGCGCGCGACCCGUCUUCACCUGUGCACCGUACCUGCUCGAGUCUCCCCCCACGGCCGGGCAGGAUAUCGGCUGGGCCGAGUCCAACGCAGUGGUGUUUGCGAAUAGCGUGCUGGGUGCGCGGACGCAAAAGUAUCCCGACCUGAUCGACGUGUGUAUUGCGUUGACGGGGAGGGCUCCGUUGGCGGGCGGUCAUGCGGAUGAAGGACGGACCCCGUCGGUGGUGGUCGAAGUCGCAUAUUUGCCAAAGAUUGAUGACGCAGUAUGGCCGCUGUUAGGAUACCAGAUUGGUCAGCUGGCUGGGGGAGAUAUCCCUUUGAUUGUCGGGGUGGAGCGCACAAAGCCUAGUAUUGCGGACCUCAAAGCCUUUGGGGCUGCUUUUGCAACAACAGCAUCCGCCUCGAUGUUCCAUAUACGAGGUGUGACGGCGGAAGCGACCAGGUUUGAGGGGAUAGGGCAAACAUUGGAGCGGAUGGUCGUGCACGAAUCCGACCUCGUGCGGACGUGGGAAGACUUGAACACCGCUAAAGACUCGUCAGUUGGUCUGGUGUCUUUGGGGAAUCCUCAUUUCUCGCUGGAAGAAUUCGAAUCGCUCUCUCGCCUGUGCGCCGAUCGCAAGAAGGAUCCUUCGGUGCAGAUGAUGAUCACAGCCGGUCGAGAGGUCUAUCAGCUCGCAGCGAGCAAAGGUUAUAUUCAAAGACUGGAAGCAUUUGGUGCAACAAUUAUUACUGAUACCUGCUGGUGCAUGAUCCGAGAGCCGGUAAUACCUCCACAGACAAUCAAUCUUAUGACUAAUUCAGCCAAGUAUGCGCAUUAUGCUCCAGGAAUGGUGCAGAGAGGAGUGCAUUUCGGAAGCCUGGCGCAGUGUGUGAUGGCCAGCUGCACAGGCUAUUUUGAUGAUGGGCCAUCAUGGAAGCAAGACAGUACACCAUGA
Molecule: messenger RNA, 1722 nt
Organism: Aspergillus thermomutatus
Lineage: Eukaryota; Fungi; Ascomycota; Eurotiomycetes; Eurotiales; Aspergillaceae
Product: aconitase family protein
Exons: 1
Coding region: 1-1722 (573 amino acids)
Source: RefSeq, a predicted model, not a curated record